Drosophila gunungcola (fruit fly) is the source of this 580-nucleotide messenger RNA. RefSeq lists its product as uncharacterized. Bases 114 to 449 code for a protein of 111 amino acids. The record is from RefSeq and is a predicted model, not a curated record. The transcript is spliced from 3 exons. NCBI's taxonomy places the organism in Eukaryota, Metazoa, Arthropoda, Insecta, Diptera, Drosophilidae.
ACAACCAGAUAGUAUAUUGUAACGGUCUGGUCACACUGUUAAAACGUUCUUGCGUUUGUUUGGCUUUUUUCUCCGAUCUUUGUGGUCACUACCAGAUUUAACACUUAUUAAAGAUGGGUCGCAACAAGGCGAACAACAAAAAGGUGGCUCCCGGAGCUGGCAAGCCAAAGACGUUUCUGAACAAGUCCAAGAAGGCCAAGAAUGUGUUCAAAGUGGCCGAUGGCAACAAGGGCAAGGGCAAGAAGCCCAAGGAAGUGCAGGGCAAGCUCAAACAGAUCAAGGAAUCUGUCAAGGCCAAGCAGGAGAAGGUGGACGCCAGCCUGAAGACGCUGCACAAGGAUCUGGUGGUCAAGAAGCCGAAGGCUCCGGUGGCACCCAUCAAGAACAACAAAAAGAAGGGGGCCAAUGCUCAGAAAGUGUCCGACACGCUGGGCAAACUCAAGUUCUAGAGCAAACACCACUGGAUGCCACAGUGUGUCUGGUUUACGUUUUACGUAUAUAGUAGAAGUUAGUUAGUCCCCAUUGAUUGUUAAAGACUAUGGUCUGGAUCCGAAAUAUAUAAUAGCCAAAUCGACAGUGA